Molecule: messenger RNA, 1731 nt
Organism: Adineta steineri
Lineage: Eukaryota; Metazoa; Rotifera; Eurotatoria; Adinetida; Adinetidae
Source: the annotation of a GenBank genome assembly
AUGGCAAACGAAUUCGCAUUUGACUACUUAUCGAUCACUCAACAACAUAUUGGCAAUUUAAAUGAAAUCUCCAAAACUUUACCUAUUUCACAUAUGAGUCUUAUUCAAGAAUUAUCAGCUGUGUUAGUUCCAUACACUUCUGGAAAAUUUCAAUUACUUUCUGAUCUUCUGAAAAAAAAAUUAAAUAUCGACAUUAAUGCUGAAAAAUUACAAUUUAUUAUAUCGCUUAUUAGAUCUGAUGUAUUACCAAGUUUUUCAACAGGUCUAAGUGCUAAGGAAUUAAUUGUCGAACAUUCACUUUUAAAUAAAUUACCAUUUUUCACGCCUUAUCAACUUAUUCCAUUUACAGAUAUAUGUCCAAUUUGUAACAAGAAACUUGAUCGUAAUUUAGCUGCAGAACAACUUGUUGUCCAAACACCUGAGUUCAACUCAAUGAAUGUUGGCUGUCGAAAUUCUCCACAAUAUCGUGAUAUUUACUGUGAAGAACAUCAAGAUAUGGAAGAAGAAGUGGAAAAUAACUCAUGUACAACAUUUUACUCAAGUGAAUCGUUCCAUGAACAAUAUAAUCAAUUAAGAAAUGGGAAAAAAAUGUACUAUGAUUCACUUUCAUGUAAAACAAGAAAAAGUAAACCAGGUGCUUACAUUUCGAAAACAUUUCGAACAUUAGGUGUAGUUACGUGGACUCUUAAUUGUAAUAUAAUUGUUUCGUCAACCGAACUUGUUAGAAGUGAAAGUAUAAAAGAGAUAAUUAAUGGUCUUUGCCAAUUAGUUCGAUUUAGCCAAACAGGUGUAGACGAAAAUAAUGCAGCUAUUUGCUUUGUUCCUCGUAAUAUUGUUUAUGAUGACGGUUGUCAUCUUUUAAAAGCAAUCAUUGAUCAUUAUGGAACAAAUAUUCAUCGAAAUCCUGCUACAACUUUCCUUUUUAACAAUUGCAAAUUUUCCAUUGAUCGUUUGCACUAUCCCAAUCAUAGAAGUGCAUGGUGCAAAGAGAAUUUAAAUCCUGAUCGUAAUCCAGAUCUUACUGGAAUCAAUACCGGUGCAUGUGAACAAACAUUUUCUUGGUUCAACAAGUUUGCUAAAUCUUUCUCAUGUAUGCGCUCUGAACGUUGUCAAUUAAUUAUUCAUCUGAUGUUUCAUUAUUGGAAUUGUCGUCAUGUUGGUCUUAAUCCUUAUCAUAAGGAUAUUGGACGUCGUUUACUUCCAACAUCAACGGAACCAUCUUCGAUUUUAUUAAAUGAAAAUGAAUCAUCCAUCUACAAUCAGCCAGACAAAGACAAUGGAUUGGAAGAUCAUGCCUGUCAAAUCGAGGAUAUAGAAAAUACAACUGAAGAAAAACAUGAUGAAGAAUUGUUCACACAAACAGGAACUCAAAAUACCUACUACAGUGAAUCUGAUGAUAGCGAUGCUCAUCAAGAACAAUUAUAUGAAUUAGAAGACGUUGAAGACGAUAGUGAUUCGAACUCUUCUGCUCCAAUUUUGGCGUCACAAACAAUUAUACCAAAUCAAUCACCUCUAUAUUCAGAUGAUUCAAGAACAUCUACCAAUUCACAUUUACCUAGUGACAAUAUAUCCAAGCGUUUAUCAACAACUCAACAGGUUUUGUGGGAGAAGCUUCGAAAUAUUACAUGUAUUGAUGAAUUUGAAAAACAGCUUCAAAGUGAAGACGAAGAAGACGACAAUAGUAUUGAUCGACGAUCUACGCGAAUCUUCAACGGACUCUUGUUUCAUUAA